Cylicostephanus goldi is the source of this 188-nucleotide messenger RNA. The record is from the annotation of a GenBank genome assembly. NCBI's taxonomy places the organism in Eukaryota, Metazoa, Nematoda, Chromadorea, Rhabditida, Strongylidae.
AUGGCAGAAUACGGUCUGUACGGUGCCAUGGUACGACAUUCUCUUCCACUGCCUGACACGAUCACUAAAACUGCUGAAGCUGCUGAUCCACAGCAAAGUGCGGCACCAUGGUUGCUCGGUAAACUUUUUACAGUAGUGAUUCUCAUUGUGAGUAAUUCACAAAGCACAUUCCUUUCUCUUACCUAGCU